Molecule: messenger RNA, 2695 nt
Organism: Salvia hispanica
Lineage: Eukaryota; Viridiplantae; Streptophyta; Magnoliopsida; Lamiales; Lamiaceae
Product: G-type lectin S-receptor-like serine/threonine-protein kinase At1g11330
Biological process (GO): protein phosphorylation
Cellular component (GO): plasma membrane
Molecular function (GO): protein serine/threonine kinase activity; ATP binding
Source: RefSeq, a predicted model, not a curated record
CAGUACAUUACAAAUCUCCAUCCAUCUAUAUAUCCAGCUGCUGCCGUUUCUAGUGAUCAUAAACAUCCAAACCCCCACGAUGCAGACUUCCAAUGCUUCAUCCAUAUCAAUUUUAAAGUGUCUAUGUGUGUUGCACUGUCUCAGUAUCAUUAAAGUAGUUUCCUCCAUCGACACUCUGAAACAAGGAGACAAUCUGACCUCGUCGUCUCAACUCGAUUCUCCCAACGGCCGCUUCACCUUACGCUUCUACACCCCCGAAGCCGACCCACUCUCAAACAACACGUACAUCGCAAUUGUGUUCAAUCGAGGUGAAACCUCUCCGGUCAAUCACAAAGCAGUCUGGAUUGCCAACCGAGACGACCCUGUCUCAAAUGAAUCCUCUCCCGUGCUGACCCUCGGCACCAGAGGCGACCUCACCAUCACCCACGAUGGAGCCGAUCCCAUCCAAGUCUACAACGGCUCAUCCCAAACCACUACAACUAACAUAACCGCCACACUAACGGAUACAGGCAAUUUCAUACUUCUCUCAAAUGGUACUCAAGUGUUAUGGCAGAGCUACGGUCAUCCCACCGACACCCUUCUCUCAGGAAUGAAACUAUCAGCAAACACCACGAUCUCUUCAUGGCUCACGCCGUCCAAUCCUAUGCCCGGCCCUUUCACUCUGGAGUGGGAUCCGAGUCAAGGCGAGCUGGUCAUCAGACGGCGAGGGAUGGCCUACUGGAGGAGCGGACGCCUCGUGGACUAUCAUGACGACACUUUGGGGAAUGUCAAGAAUUUUGAGAAUUUCUAUAUCAGCCCUGAUCCUGACAACUUCAACUACAACUUAACAAGCGAUGGAGACAACUUCAUGUAUACGGUGAUCCAAGUUGAAGGGCGGACGAUGGACAGCCGGAAGGUUACUUCAGGGUGGCGUCUGGACGAGGCGGGGAACAUAACGACCAUCGAUGACAGGGGUAUCACCCUGGUUGCGGCCAGCGUUUGCUACGGUUACAACUCUGGUGAUGAUUUAUUAGACAAUGGGUGUGAGUUGUGGGAGCAGCCAAUGUGCUUGCAACAGCAUCAGGUGGUUGAUCUGAGGUCGGGAUACUUUACGCAUGCCAACACGACACCAGUGGAACGAACAUCCGACAGCAACGCAAGCCUUAGCCUGAGUGACUGCCGGGAUGCCUGUUGGAAAUGGAGUGAUUGUGAAUGCGCGGGCUAUACGAAUUAUAUAGGACGAGACUCUGGGUGCAGCUAUUGGAUUGGCAGAGAUUUGGAGUGGAUCCAGGAUAAUGCAGGUUCCGAUGAGAAGAUAUAUGUUCUUCAAUCUCCACCGAACGCAAAAGCGAAAUCGUAUAUAGGAAUAAUCCUGGGUGUAGUAAGUGGAGUUCUACUGCUUCUGUUGGCAGUUGUUGUUUUGAUCAUGCGAAAUCGGAAGGUGAAAAGGGAGGAAGAAUUACAUGAACUCCUGACAUUGGAGGGAUACACAGGAAGUUACGAGCUCGAUAACAAUGGUCACCAACUUAAGCUUUUCACUUACUCAUCCAUCAUCUCAGCCACAAACAACUUCUCCUCAAACAACAAACUGGGAGAGGGUGGCUUUGGCCCUGUUUAUAAGGGUAGAACAGGAGAAGGCCAAGACAUAGCAGUGAAGCUUCUUUCACGAAACUCGGGACAAGGCUUGCUUGAGUUCAAAAAUGAGCUCAUACUCAUCUCUGAGCUCCAGCAUGUCAACCUUGUUAAGCUUAUAGGAUUUUGCAUCCACAAAGAUGACAAAAUGAUUAUAUAUGACUACAUGCCUAACAAAAGUCUUGAUUGCUUUCUCUUCAGUCCAUCCGGGAGGGAGCAGUUAGAUUGGGGGAAACGGUUUAACAUCAUCGAGGGGACUGCUCAAGGUCUUGUUUAUCUUCAUAAGCACUCUCGCCUCAAAAUCAUCCAUCGUGACAUGAAACCAAACAACAUACUACUUGAUCACAACAUGACUCCCAAGAUCUCUGAUUUCGGCCUUGCAAGAAUCUUCAAAGAGGAUGUUAAUGAAGUGAACACAAACAGACGCGUUGGGACUUACGGUUACAUGGCCCCUGAGUAUGCAAUGCAAGGCCUAUUCUCAGUCAAAUCAGACGUGUAUAGCUAUGGAGUUUUAGUGCUAGAGAUUGUGAGUGGUAGGAGAAACGGAAGCUUCCACGAGAUUGAAGGCCCUUUGAGCAUUGUUGAAUACGCGUGGGAGCUGUGGAGAAAAGAUAGUGCACUCGAACUCAUGGAUCCAAUGCUCAGGGAGUCAUGUGCGUUAGAGCAGCUGCAGAAAUGCAUUCACAUUGGGCUUCUGUGUGUUGAAAAUCAUGCAGUGGAUCGACCAAACAUUGAAGAUGUUUUAUUCAUGCUCAAAAAUGAGACAGCAACUCUGCCAAUGCCCAAAAAUCCAUCAUUCAUCACAAGAAAUAGUGUGUUCCAACAAGUUGACAAAGCUACGCCACAGCAGUCAUCAGAAAAUCAAGUCACACUUUCUCAGAUACAAGGAAGAUAGAACAUAGAAUAUUGUUCACUUUUUUAUGUUCUUGAGUCUUGUUAUUUUUCCAGAUAUUAUUAUUCUUUUCCCCCUAAACUAUCUAUUGAACUCAAAAAAACAUUCAUUUACUAUGAUUAUGUACCAUAUAAUACGCACAUUGUACGAUUUUGAUGGGUUAAUUGAAUUCAUAAUCCCUAAUUUCGUCAA